GUUUGCCCUCUCCUCUAUCACACUCACGCAAAUAUCUAAUUUAUUCACGAAUUUCCACGAUGGGGUCCUCUCAAUAUUACUUAAAUAUAAAAGUGGAGGUUGCGCGGGAUGUUGAUGGUUGAUGCUCAGCUACAACAAUCCAAGGCAGUACGGACUUUGCUUGGAUGCCCGGUGCAAGUUUCAGUAUGAGCUGGAGCGCUUUGAAAAGCUGCUGGAGAAGCACUGAGAUCAGGCGAACACUUUUCCUACUGUUCCUGGGUCAGGUCGUCUCCUUUUCACUUGCGCUUGCCAGCUUAACUUCAUCUCUGAUAGCCAAUCUUGGUGUAGAUGCGCCUUGUUCUCAGACUUUGUUUGGUUACUUAUCUUUGGCUUUGGUUUAUGGGAGUGUUUUGCUGUAUAGGCGUCAGAAACUACUGGUUUCUUGGUAUUGGUAUCUCCUUUUAGGUUUUGUCGAUGUUCAAGGCAAUUAUCUUGUUAACAAAGCAUACCAGUUCUCAUCAAUUACCAGUGUAACGUUGUUGGACUGUUGGACAGUAGCAUGGGUCAUAAUUAUGACGUGGAUCUUCUUAGGCACUCGAUACUCCUUAUGGCAGUUAUUUGGUGCAGCCGUCUGUGUGGUUGGCCUUGGCUUAGUGCUCAUCUCUGAUGCCGGGGUGGGUGGUGGAGGUGGUUCAAAACCUCUACUAGGGGAUACACUUGUCAUUGCAGGGACAAUUUUCUUUGCAAUGAGCAAUGUUGGUGAGGAAUUUUGUGUUAAGAAAAAAGAUCGUGUUGAAGUAAUUUCUAUGAUCGGUGUUUAUGGAUUUCUAGUGACUGUGGUUCAGGUAUCUAUACUGGAGCUAAAGACUCUGGAAUCAGUUGAGUGGUCUGCAGAUAUUAUAUUAGCCUUUGCUGGCUAUGCUCUAGCAAUCUUUAUGUUCUACUCCCUUGCUCCUUUCGUCCUCAAGCUAAGCGGAGCAACAAUGUUCAAUCUCUCUCUCCUAACAUCUGAUAUGUGGGCAGUUGUUGUUCGCAUUUUUAUCUACCAACAAGAGGUAGAUUGGUUAUACUAUCUUGCUUUUGCACUCGUAAUUAUUGGACUCAUCACUUAUUCAACAACUGAGAAGGAUCCCGUUCCUUUACCAGCUCUCGUGGGUGGAAACUCCAAUGAACAGUACCAAGAGCUUGCUAACGAAAGUGAAGCAUCUAGAAAUGAGUCUUUGGCUUCAUGAGGGGCAAGGCAGCUUGCAGUAUAACUUGAGUUUUCUAUCCGAUUAGUGCCAUGAUUGUAGCUUGAGUACUAACAAUUUAAGAAAGACUGAUAUGGUUUACCUUCGCGGCAGGUGUUGAAGUACUGAAAUACACUUGUACUUUACCAAUCACAAUUGUAUGGUACUUCACUAACCACAAUUGUACUUUACUUGAACUACAGUAUGAAUCUAUCAUAUGUACGUUGUAAUUUAA
This is a messenger RNA of Alnus glutinosa, 1443 nucleotides long. RefSeq lists its product as uncharacterized. Gene Ontology annotation, biological process: transmembrane transport. Gene Ontology annotation, cellular component: membrane. The transcript is spliced from 11 exons. Lineage: Eukaryota; Viridiplantae; Streptophyta; Magnoliopsida; Fagales; Betulaceae. The record is from RefSeq and is a predicted model, not a curated record. Gene Ontology annotation, molecular function: transmembrane transporter activity. The coding region runs from base 165 to 1211 and encodes 348 amino acids.